UGUGACAAUGGGAGUCAUCCAGAUAUGCAUCAUCUGGCCCGAGUGUGCCUGAAAGACAGCAGCAGGACCCAGGCUUGUUGUUAUUUUAAAGGGACGGAAAAGUAGCAGCAGAGACACGAGGAUCAUCCUGCUGCUCUGAGAGGUCUAGUGAUGGGAGUGUUCAGCCGACAGAAGUUUUUCCAAGAGCUCGCUCAUGGCUGCCUUCUGCCCACAGCUCAGCAGGGCCUGGAGCAGGUAUGGCAGCUGCUGGUUAUCUGCCUGCUAUGUCGACUUAUCUGGAUGUUCGGUCUUCCUUCUUUUGUGAAACACCUGGUCACAGUGGCAGGAGGUUUCUACACGCUCUACCUGUUCUUUGAGCUGCACAUGAUCUGGGUGGUCCUUCUCAGCCUUCUCUGCUACCUCUUCCUCUUCCUGUGUCGCCAUUCUACCAUCCGAGGCACCUUUCUCUCCAUCACUGUGCUCAUUUACCUGCUCCUGGGGGAGCUACAUAUGAUGGAUACCACUAACUGGCACAAGAUGAGAGGUUCUCAGAUGGUGGUUGCAAUGAAAGCCAUUUCUUUGGCCUUUGAUUUGGAUAGAGGUGUUGUGACCAGUGUGCCCUCACCCAUUGAGUUCAUGGGUUAUAUCUACUUUGUGGGCACAGUCAUCUUUGGUCCCUGGAUCAGCUUCAACAGCUACAAAGAAGCUUUAGAAGGCCGUAAGCUGAGCCUUUCGUGGCUUUUAAAAGUGUCUGUUAGCUGGGUGAAGAGCCAGGUCUGCCUUGUUAUUUCCAACUGUGUGGCACCCUACCUCUUCCCUUAUUUCAUACCUGUUUAUGGAGACAAGCUGCUACGAAGCAAAAAGAGGAGGAAGAUCAGGGCUACACCAGCUAAGUGGCUACUGGCGUAUGAGAACACACUGUCUUUCCACUUUAGCAAUUAUUUUGUUGGCUAUUUGAGUGAAACUACCACUACUCUGGCUGGGGCAGGCUUCACCGAGGAGAAAGACAACCUCAAAUGGGAUAUGACCGUAUCCAAGCCGCUUAAUAUAGAGUUUCCUCGGUCAAUGGUGGAGGUGGUAACAUCGUGGAAUCUGCCCAUGUCUCGCUUUCUGCACACCUAUGUUUUUAAGAGUGUACUGAAAUUUGGGACAUUCUCUGCUAUAAUGGUAACAUAUACAGCCAGUGCCCUUUUGCAUGGUUUGAGUUUUCAUCUAGGUGCAGUCCUAAUAUCUUUGGGAUUCAUCACUUAUGUUGAGCAUGUGUUGCGGAAGAGGCUUGCAGCUAUUUUUAAUGCCUGUAUACUGUCAAAGAAAUGCCUGCCAAACUGCACUCACCAGAACAAAAAGGGGUUAUGGGUGUAUAUGAUAAACAUAGCAUUCAGUGCUUUGGCAAUACUGCACUUGACAUACCUCGGCUCAGUGUUCAACUCCAGUGUGGACUUUAUGGAGGAGGAUGAGGAUAAUAUCACCCAUCAUACCAUUCAGAAGUGGUCAGAGCUGAGCUGGAACAGCCACUGGGUCACAUUUGGAUGCUGGAUAUUAUACCGCCUUAUUCUCUAAUAAUAAGAAAUGAAGAAAGAGUGAAGGAAGUAAUAAUGAGAGAUGGAAAACUGGUUCUGCACUUCUGCACUGUGACUUUAUCCUGCAUCAGACCGAAGAGAACAGAAUCAUCCUGUAUACAACAACGAACCAACAUUCAGUGUUCAGGUUGCACCACAAGUUGGCUGGGUAAUCUAUUAUUCUAACCUGCUGGGGACUAGUUUUGAUAUCCAUGAAAUGAUAGCUCGCUCCUCAUUUCUUUUCUCUGCGUCGCUCCCUUUUUAUCUGAGCCGCAGUUAUCGAGCCCUCAUGUUGUGACAGCGGUUACCGAUGUCUCACUGUGAGUCACAAUCAAUACCUAUCAGCAUGGUGGAUAUUGGCCGCUUGUUUCUGUGGACACACGAUAAAGCCCAUUAUCUAGGUUUCAGCGUCGACUGCGGCAGAUGGCCUCAGUCGACGUUUCUCUUCCCUUUUUAUGUUAUAAAAUCGUUUCAGUUUAAAGGGUAGGGGUGGCAGUCAUCAAUGUCUUCUUAUAGUGAAUAAUUUCUAUGAAAUGACCUAAAUCAAUAGUGCAAUUGUAGAUCUCUCAGUAUUUUACAGCUUCCUCCAACUGUCUGUCCGUAGUACUCAGCCCUUUCUAAAAAAAAUAAAAUAAAAAAUGCUCAAAAGAA
Molecule: messenger RNA, 2189 nt
Organism: Maylandia zebra (zebra mbuna)
Lineage: Eukaryota; Metazoa; Chordata; Actinopteri; Cichliformes; Cichlidae
Product: porcupine O-acyltransferase
Biological process (GO): protein palmitoylation; lipid modification; Wnt protein secretion
Cellular component (GO): membrane; endoplasmic reticulum
Molecular function (GO): palmitoleoyltransferase activity; Wnt-protein binding
Source: RefSeq, a predicted model, not a curated record